This is a messenger RNA of Perca flavescens (yellow perch), 5804 nucleotides long. Its product is annotated as transducin-like enhancer protein 4. Gene Ontology annotation, molecular function: transcription corepressor activity; protein binding. The coding region runs from base 602 to 2911 and encodes 769 amino acids. Lineage: Eukaryota; Metazoa; Chordata; Actinopteri; Perciformes; Percidae. Gene Ontology annotation, biological process: negative regulation of canonical Wnt signaling pathway; regulation of DNA-templated transcription. Gene Ontology annotation, cellular component: transcription regulator complex; nucleus. The transcript is spliced from 20 exons. The record is from RefSeq and is a predicted model, not a curated record.
CUGUAGUGCUCAUUAUCGACUAAUAUGAAUUAAACUACACGUCCCGACGCCACGCUACGGGCUCUUAUACUUUUUGUGAAUAUGUAAUUGCGCUCGUACGACUGGUUGCUUCUAAAUUUGGCUUCGCAGUGGCAGGCUGCUACAGUCGGUGAGGUGAUCGCUCCGCCGGUGCUGUGUGGGGAUGUGAGCAUUCACGGAGGCUGUAGGAAAAUAACUGAUAAAUGCGUGACGACGGGACGCCGUGGAGAAGCUCAGUCGCGGACAAGCAAGGUCAUGAUGUGUCAAAAGUCGAUGCUUUGUAGAGAAAAUCUGAGAAAAUAGAGGAUUUGUUGUUAGUUUAGAGGGAGAAUAUCAAGCGCGCUGGAGAUUUUGGGAAAGACUGAGACAACUCUUGCUUCGAUUAUCACACUGAAUGGACUUUUGAAACACUGUCUAAAACAAUGACGUCCAGCCAAAGGUCCAAGGAUGUUUCCACUCUUCACGGAACCUGCACAUAGGCUGCAAACCGGCCACUGACUGACCUUUUACGCACGGGAAAAAGAUCCGUGCUCACACAAUUUGUUUUCUUCUUUAUGUGGAUGAACUUUGCAAUACAUUUUAAAUGAUUCGCGAUCUGAGCAAGAUGUACCCCCCGGCACGGCAUCCGCCGGGACAGCCGUUAAAGUUCACUGUCACCGAGUCCUGCGACCGGAUCAAGGAGGAGUUCCACUUCCUACAAGCCCAGUACCACAGUCUGAAAUUGGAGUGUGAGAAACUGGCCAGUGACAAAACUGAGAUGCAGAGACACUAUGUUAUGUACUACGAAAUGUCAUACGGACUCAACAUCGAGAUGCACAAGCAGGCGGAGAUCGUCAAACGGCUGAAUGCAAUCUGCGCCCAAGUCAUCCCCUUCCUCUCUCAAGAGCAUCAGCAGCAGGUUGUGCAGGCGGUGGAGCGGGCCAAGCAGGUCACCAUGGCUGAACUCAACGCCAUCAUAGGACAGCAGCAGCUCCAGGCUCAGCACCUCUCCCACGGCCACGCCAUCCCCAUCCCGCUCACACCACACCCAGCGGGCCUUCAGCCCCCCCUGCCCCCAGGGGCCGGUACUGCCAGCCUGCUGGCUCUGUCCUCCGCACUGAGCCACCAGCUGCCGCUCAAAAACGAGAGGAAACACCACGACAACAACAACAGCGAACACCCGAGAGACAGAGACUCGGUCAAGAGCUCAUCUGUGUCUCCCUCGGCCAGUUUUCGGACCCGAGAGAAGCACAGGAGUUCAAGUGAUUACUCCUCCGACAGCAAGAAACAGAAGACAGAUGACAAGGAGUUGGCCUCUACACGCUAUGAAAGCGAUGGAGAGAAGAGUGACGACAACUUAGUAGUGGAUGUCUCCAAUGAGGAUCCAGCGUCUCCUAGAGGAAGUCCUGCCCACUCGCCUCGGGAGAACGGAUUGGACAAGAGUCGCCUGUUGAAGAAGGAUGCUCCGCUGAGUCCGUCCUCCAUCGCCUCCUCCAGCAGCACACCUUCAUCCAAAUCCAAAGAGAUUAAUGUGAAUGAGAAGGCCACAACACCUGUGUCCAAGUCCAGCACCCCCACAUCCCGCUCUGACGCCCCGACACCCAGCAGCACCUCCACCCCGGGCCUGAGGUCUGUACCCAGUAAACCGCCAGGAGUCGAGACGCUGGCUCCUGGUCUCCGUACGCCGUUGGCAGUGCCGUGCUCAUACCCCAGUCCGUUUGGAAUGGUUCCUCACCCGGGUAUGAAUGGAGAGCUGAGUGGAGCCGGAGCAGCCUACACCGGCCUGCAUAACAUUUCUCCACAGAUGAGUGUGGUGGCUGCUGCUGCAGUGGCAGCUUAUGGACGCACACAAGUGGUGGGAUUUGAUCCUCACCACCACAUACGUGUCCCUGGACUUCCUCCCAACCUCUCGGGCAUUCCUGGUGGAAAACCAGCUUACUCCUUUCAUGUCAGCGCUGAUGGACAAAUGCAGCCUGUGCCUUUUCCUCCGGACGCACUGAUUGGCCCUGGCAUCCCGCGCCACGCACGACAGAUUAAUACUCUCAGCCACGGGGAGGUGGUGUGUGCUGUCACCAUCAGUAACCCAACGCGUCAUGUCUACACCGGCGGCAAGGGCUGCGUCAAGGUGUGGGACAUCAGUCACCCGGGAAACAAGACCCCUGUAUCCCAGCUGGACUGCCUUAACAGAGAUAACUACAUCCGUUCCUGUCGGCUACUUCCGGAUGGACGGACUCUCAUUGUUGGGGGCGAGGCGAGUACUUUGUCAAUCUGGGAUUUGGCAACACCAACUCCACGAAUCAAGGCUGAACUAACUUCGUCAGCACCUGCGUGUUAUGCUCUGGCCAUCAGCCCCGACUCCAAGGUCUGCUUUUCCUGCUGCUCUGAUGGAAACAUAGCCGUGUGGGAUCUUCAUAACCAGACUCUGGUUAGGCAGUUCCAGGGCCACACCGAUGGAGCCAGCUGUAUAGACAUCUCUAAUGAUGGGACAAAGCUGUGGACUGGAGGCCUGGAUAACACUGUCCGGUCCUGGGACCUGAGAGAGGGACGGCAGCUGCAGCAGCACGACUUCACCUCCCAGAUCUUCUCACUGGGAUACUGUCCAACGGGCGAGUGGCUGGCAGUCGGGAUGGAGAACAACAAUGUGGAGGUCCUUCAUGUUACCAAACCUGACAAGUACCAGCUCCACCUGCAUGAAAGCUGUGUCCUCUCACUCAGAUUUGCUCACUGUGGGAAGUGGUUUGUGAGCACAGGAAAAGACAACCUGCUCAACGCAUGGAGAACCCCCUAUGGGGCCAGCAUAUUCCAGUCAAAGGAGUCGUCCUCAGUGCUGAGCUGUGACAUCUCCACAGAUGACAAGUACAUUGUGACGGGCUCAGGAGAUAAGAAAGCAACUGUCUACGAGGUCAACUACUAGGAAGGCUCGACCACUUCCAUUCAGGCACUCUGCGGUGUCACCAACACCUAUGUACAAUUCUUAAUGUAUAAAAUGGAUUUGAAUGGAACUAACCAAACAGACUCUUGGACAGGAGCGUUUUUCAACUUCAAAAUGAAGAAGCAGAACCUAGCAGAGAUUUUCUUUUUUUUUCUUCUUACUUGUGUCUUCUUAAUUGUCUUACUUUGUUGUUAUUGUGAGGAUGAAUGAAUGUCCAUGUGCACUGAAUCUAGAGAGGAUACUUUUGGCUAUAUAACAUUCCUAAACUUUUAGGCCUCUUUUUUUACCAACAUAUUUGUACAGAUAAGCAGCUACAACACAAGUGUAGUUGUUCACAUGCUUUCCUUUCGUACUUUGUUAUACCUGAAGGCUAUAAAAACAUUGUGGCUGGAUCAUUCCCGGCUGACACCAGAACAUUUUCUCUGAGAUCUUCCAAUUUGGCACAACAUAAACAUACUUACCUAAAAAUGGCAACACUUGAAAGGGUUACUAUUGGUUCUUGUAAAUAUUACAAAGAAUUUUCUCUUUUAAAACUUUGUUUUUCUGUUCAGAGUCUGCUGCCAAACUUAUUCCACACCCUGAUAUACUGUUUAUGUGCUUAAUUGCAUCUUUAAGGGGUGUAGCUUUCAUUUUUGUAGAUGCACAUGACAAACACACAACAACUAUAUCCAAGGCUUUAUUCAGUAACAACUUCCUGUGGAUAAAUUGUAUUGUUCUGUGUUUUGAUUGACCUGGACAGCUUGAAUUACUACUGUAAAUGCAGUGUUGCCAUUUUUUUUUAUUACAUUUUGGUUCUGUUUCCUGCUUGCUUUCAGGCACUUCAUGUUAAUACCUCAUACCAAAUUUGCCUUUUUUAAAUGUUAAUACACUUUUUGUUUGUUAUGUUUGUCUAAAUUAGUAAAAUCAGCAUUCCACAUGUGAAAAACAUCACAUUUUCAUUCCAUAACAAAUGCAUGCUGAACAUAGUGAUUACACAAACAAAAUACAACAUGUUGAUUAGUGAGCUGUACAGGUGCUAGUAAGCUGAUUAUGUUGCCAGACUUUAUGCUAAGCUAAGAUAACUGGCUAUAACUUCAUAUUUACCUUUCACACGCGAGUGUGUAGAUCUCCUCAUCUAACUCUCAGCAAAUUAUCACUCAGUCACUGCGUGUGUGUUUUUGUGUGUGUGUGUGUGUGUGUGUGUGUGUGUGUGUGUGUGCGUGUGCGCUGCGACCCAGUGGGAGUUGAUCAAACAAACUCACAAGAUUGCCCUCGGUCCCCUCACUACUGUGUGACCUUUGCUCUUGGUUCUGCCCCCUCAGUUCAGACUCCUCUGGAUGCUCACUGGAUUCUGUGUGACAGAUUUCAGUGAAACUGUUUGAUUGGUGUUUGGAGGUCAACCAGCUCUUCAUUUCCUGCCUGGAGUUUUAUGUUUAGACUUUUGGAAACUUUUCUGAAAAACAAGUGGUCAACAAUACGCUUGUGAUUUCUCUUGGAUAUACUUCUAUCGGCUUGUAGAAAUAACACAGUGCCUUUAUGCUGCUGCGCUUCUGAUUCCAUUUCGUCCUGCUGAGGGUUCAACUACACAGCGAUGAAACGAGAUGGACUCUGCUAUUAGGUUUUUAACAAAAUACUGUUUUUGAGUUCAACAUUUAAGGAUGAAUUUUAUUAAAAAAAAAAAAUAAUAAAAAGAUCAGUCAUGAGCAAAUUAACACAAACGGUAACCCAGAUUAUCCAGUCCAAUUUGUAUCGAUUGUCUGUUGUUCACUUUGAAGUAAUCAGGACCAAACUCCUCUUUGUCGCCCGCUUUGCUUAACAAAUGCAUGGGAUGGAAAAUAUACUAUUCAUGGCUACUGCUGUCUCAGUCUUUGUCUUGUCUUUUUGAUUGUUUGAAGUAUGGUGCCAUUAACUACAAGUUUUUGAAGCUACAAUAUUCUUCACCGUACUUUUUCUUUCUGCUUUCAAGCUUUGUUCUUAUUGCUAUUGCAUUUCUGUUGCAUAAUCCCCAUGCCCAAAUGGCACUCACCUCACUUGUAUUGUUAUUUUAAUCCCAGGAGUGGCAUAUUAUAGCUUUAUCUUCCAGUUCUAGACUCCUUGAGUGCAAAAGACGUGCUCAACCUGUAAAUCAAGAAGGAAAAGCAGGUAGCAAUGAGCCAAGAGAGAUUUCCAGGUUUUACUGUUUAUGGGAUUAAAAUAACAUAAGGAUUGGUUACUCUCUCUGAUUUACUUUUCAAACUGAUGAAGGGUGCAGUGUUCAUACCUAGUUCUAACCUGCCUGACACCUAACUUCCUGUCUGAUAAUUUUACUGUAGGUCUGAAUAGUAUAUUAAAAUCAGAAAAAGAUCAGUAUGUGUGAGUCUGGGACACUCAUGCAAGUAUUAAGUCUUCUCUAGGUUUCUGAGCAUGCCCUUCUCGAGUUAAAUGCCAAUGAGAAACCUAUUUAAAGAUUGCCAUUUCUUUUUAAAAUGUCUUUAGGAUAUUUUUGUGGCUGUGACACAGACGUAAUCAAUUUGAGUUGAGAAACUACUGAUAAUAACUGCACUGGUGUGAAUGUAAAGGGAUAUUUUGCAGCAAAGCCACUGAGACUAAGUCUAAUGAGUUUGAUACAGGAGGGACCCUAUGUAAGAUAUUACACUGUUAUGACUGAUAUUUUUGUAAUUUCUUUGACAGACACACACAGUGACACUGUACUGUGUUUGUUUUUCACAGUGUUUGCCUUAUUCUGUGCUUUCUUUCUAAAUUUGAAACAUCUCUGUGUUUGCUGCAGUCAGCUAUACGCUUUCAAAUUAAAGUGACAAUUUGUUCACCUUGCUGUCUUUGACUUCUCAGCUGCGUUUUCUGCUAAAUAGCUACUGUGCGGCCUAUGUCCCCAUUAAUAAUAGGAAAAUAUAAAAUA